UGAAAUAAAUUAAAGAAAAAGCCCAGCAAGAACAAGCGGAGCUGUAGUCAGAGAAACGUGGAAGGAGAUGAUGUCUCCUACAUUCUCACUCUCUUGCAUGUCAAACUGGUUAUGCCCUCUCCAUUUUCCAGAUUUUGCCAACACUUCCACUUUCAGGCUUCGUUGCUCCCAGGAAAGAAGCCUUGCACCGCCUUCUGUAACUUCUGUUGGGCAAGAUGAAAGCAUUGGAAGAAUAGCAAUCAGAAACGACCACGUUUUGAGGAACAACUCUCCGGUGCUUCAACAAAAUGGCCUACCUCCUCUAGUUAGUGCAUUGAAAGCUUCGGCUGAGCAAAAUGUUGCCAGUUUUCACUUUCCUGGACAUAACAGAGGGCGUGCUGCGCCCGCUUCGUUGACUCGGCUCAUUGGAACAAGACCAUUUGUUCAUGACUUGCCCGAGCUUCCGGAGCUUGACAACCUCUUUUGCCCACAGGGUCCCAUAUUAGAAGCACAAACUGAAGCAGCCAAACUGUUUGGAUCGUCGCAGACAUGGUUUCUUGUUGGAGGUACUACUUGUGGGAUACAGGCAGCAAUAAUGGCAACCUGUUCUCCGGGGGAAUUUCUCAUUCUUCCAAGGAAUUCUCAUAUAUCAGCUAUAUCUGCUUUGGUAUUAUCUGGUGCAGUGCCUAAGUACAUCGUUCCUGACUAUGAGAAUGAUUGGGACAUUGCUGGUGGUGUCACUCCAUUACAGGUAUUGAAAGCCAUACAAGAACUAGAAAUGGAAGGGAAAAAAGCAGCAGCAGUCUUCAUCACCUCACCUACUUAUCAUGGUAUUUGCAGCAAUUUGAGUGAGAUUUCUGAGCUGUGUCAUUCUCAUAAAAUUCCUUUGCUUGUUGAUGAAGCUCAUGGUGCACAUUUUGGAUUUCAUACUGAACUGCCUAACUCAGCCCUCCAGCAAGGAGCUGAUCUGACUGUACAGUCUACUCACAAAGUUCUAUGCUCUCUGACUCAGUCAUCUAUGCUGCACAUGUCGGGAAAUAUUGUAGAUAAGGAAAAAAUUUCUAGAUGUCUCCAAACUCUUCAAUCCACAAGCCCUAGUUAUCUGCUUUUGGCAUCCCUGGAUGCUGCUAGAGCUCAACUUAGUGAAAGCCCUGAUGUUGUAUUCAACCAAGCAAUGGCAUUAGCUUAUGAGGCAAAGUGCACGCUAAAACGAAUCCCUGGUAUAUCAGUGCUUGAGAAUUCAAGCUUUCCAACCUUUCCUGCAAUUGAUCCAUUGCGUCUCACUGUGGGUUUUUGGAAGGUUGGUUUAUCAGGUUACGAAGCAGACGAAAUCCUAUAUGGAGAUUACGGGGUCGUCUGUGAACUUGUUGGGAAUAAAUCUAUUACUUAUGCAUUCAAUCUUGGAACUUGUAGGGACCAUGUCCAAAGGCUUUUAUCAGGAAUAAAGCAUUUGGCUGCAACAUAUGUUACCAUUCAGCAACCUGAAGAGAGAGUGCUUACAGUUCAUGCACCCUUUGAUGAUAAAAUCACGAGUUUGAUCCCUAGAGAUGCCUUUUUUGCAAGUAAAAGAAAAGUAACGAUAGAGGAGAGCAUCGGUGAGAUUUCAGGGGAGCUUAUAUGUCCAUACCCUCCGGGCAUACCAGUAUUAAUCCCCGGCGAGGUUAUUACCAAAAAAGCUGUUGAUUAUCUUUUUCAUGUUAGGAGUAAAGGUGGUGAUAUUACUGGAGCAUCUGAUCCCUUACUUUCUUCAAUAGUUGUUUGCAAUGUAUAGUAAGUAAAUCAGCUGGGCUGAAGCAUCUUGAAGUUGAAACUUCCCAAGUGGACUUUGGUCUUUCUGCACACCAUACGGUUAGACAAAGAUUUACACAGUUGGAGGAAUUCUCAAGUUGGUAGCAACUACUAAUGGCUGUACUAAAGUCGGUAACUAUUCUCUCAUUUUAAUGGGUAAAAGCAAAAUAGUUUUGAAUUUUCGUCUCUUGAAAAUUCUGCUGGAUUCCCCGAGCGUUAAAUGUAGUUCCAAACCAUUGGGAAAGAAAUGUCAUGACACAGGGCAAUAUAGCGUCAAUCCUUAUCGAAGGACUGAAAUUAUGGGCAAAGCUCAGAAGCAAACCAGCAACUACCUGGAAAAAGCCAUAAAUAUAAAAAGAAAAUGACAACUAAUUGAAUUUUUAAGUUUAUAUUUAGAGAAUGUUAUGGAAGAAUAGAAGGAUUGAUUUAUAUAAAAUUUUCAUGAUUUUUAUGUCAUUGUCCAUAUGGUGACAGGAAAAGUCAAAUCUUGAGAAGUUAAUGCUUGAUACCAGUCUAAUGUAUAUGCUCGUCCUGGCCAUCAGUAAUUGUUUCUGUUCUAAAUUUUCAAGAUUGGAUAAGUCCAUCUGAAAUUCCAACGAAAUUUCAGCCAUGUUAACAAAUUCCAAUUCUUAUUUAUUUUUGGUUAAAUUAUUCA
Glycine soja is the source of this 2422-nucleotide messenger RNA. RefSeq names its product arginine decarboxylase-like. Bases 68 to 1750 code for a protein of 560 amino acids. NCBI's taxonomy places the organism in Eukaryota, Viridiplantae, Streptophyta, Magnoliopsida, Fabales, Fabaceae. The transcript is spliced from 4 exons. The record is from RefSeq and is a predicted model, not a curated record. Gene Ontology annotation, molecular function: catalytic activity.